Messenger RNA from Rhizoctonia solani, 555 nucleotides. RefSeq lists its product as uncharacterized. The record is from RefSeq and is a predicted model, not a curated record. The transcript has 4 exons. Lineage: Eukaryota; Fungi; Basidiomycota; Agaricomycetes; Cantharellales; Ceratobasidiaceae. Bases 1 to 555 code for a protein of 184 amino acids.
AUGUCCCCGGUUGGCUCGACCCCCACAGGAUUCCCAUAUCAAACCCAGCAACCCAACAGCUACAACACCGUAGCCGAUCUCGAUCCCUAUUCGGGCCUUUCUAACGCUUCGUUUUCCAACACUCAGUCACAACUACCGUCUCAGCCACAGUACUCAGCCCCCGCAUCCCAACCGCAGACACAGCAUGGUGAUCAUCCGAGAAUGUUUGUUCAAAAGUUCAAGACCGAACUAGAGCAGUGGGAUGCAGCCGCAUGGAAACAAGUCAUGCUCCGCAUCGCUGACUUGCGCAGUGCAUGGGAAGUACGGAAGAGGGAUCUUAAUGGUGCUCUAGAGGGCGCUCGGUUCAAUGGGUGGACUCCAGGAGAGAUGCAACAAUGUCAAGCAAUGAUCAAGGAAGCUGGAGAUAAUGUUGAUACUUGCCAUGCUUCUGAGUUUCAAUUAAAGGAGGUUCUCUCUGGCUAUAGGCACUCGACCGAUCCCGCAAGUAAACAUAGGGUCCGAGAUGCUCUUAACGCGGGGUUAAGGUCUCUCCCCGAGUAUCCAUCGCCACUAUGA